GUCGGGAAGCUGUUCCGACAGGCUCCCCCGCCCGCCGGUGCGGAACUCAAACUGGCAAAAAUUAGGGCGCCACAAACGUUUCAAGUCCGGCUUCGUUCUUCCUCCCCUUGUCCGAAGAAAGUCUGAACCCUCAGCAUCACUGCACCCCCUCGCUCUCCGAUCUCCCCGUGGGCUCGAUCGCGACCCUUCCCCGUCGAAAUUCGGCCUCCAAAUCUCACUUUCUCCACUCCUCAGCUCCCACCCAGCUGCCCACCGAAUCGGCUCGUCUGCCCGGGAGUCUCCCUGAAGCCGGAAGCUCGAGAGGAGCUCUGCCCAGCAGCUCCCGGCCAGCUCGGGCGUGGGUUUGUUCUCUCGCACCUCAAGUUCACUCCUUUCGAGCUCAAAAUUAGGGAUUUUUCGAGCUCUCAGUCAGCAAUCAGUUCAGUAGGCGCAGAUGGAUUACGGACUCUCUGAUAGCAGCGGGACAGAUGACGAUCUCCCUCCGCCCCACCGGAAUAGAUUUCAAAGAGGGGGGGGCCGAGCUGCUGGUAGCAUGCGUCCUAUGAUGGUUGGUUCAGCUCCAUUGCCUGCUGUGCAUGGGGACAUGGAAACCCAGAUUCACCUUAUUGAGCAGGAGGCAUAUUGUUCAGUCAUUCGGGCUUUCAAAGCUCAGUCCGAUGCCAUCUCUUGGGAAAAGGAAAGCUUAAUCACCGAACUCAGGAAAGAGCUGAGAGUAUCAGAUGAGGAGCACAGAGAGCUUCUUUCUAGGGUCAAUGCGGAUGACACAAUUCGGAGAAUAAGAGAAUGGAGAAAAUCAAACGGGCUUCAACCUGGAAUGCUUAGUACAUCUCAGCCUGUUCAUGAACCUUUACCUAGUCCUACUGUUUCUGCGUCACGUAAGAAACAAAAAACAUCACAAUCUGUGGCCUCCUUGUCUAUGGGAGCGCCACCUCCUGCACUUCAUCCACCUGUUCAACAAUCUUCAGGAGCAUUAAGACGAGGUCCUCCCCCGGUUGCCAGAAGUAAGAAGCCGAAAACAAAGUCCAUGCAGCACCCUUCUCCUUCCCCAGGUCUUGCAGGAAGACCCCAUGGGGCCGAUCCAAGCUCCUUGGGUGGCUUUGCACCCAAUGAACCUGCUGAAGCAGCGACUUAUGAUCCACUCAUAGGGAAGAAGGUUUGGACUAGGUGGCCUGAUGACAACAAUUUUUACGAGGCCGUUAUUACUGACUACAAUGCUGUUGAGGGCCGUCAUGCUCUUGUUUAUGACAUAAACACAGCUAAUGAAACUUGGGAAUGGGUCAAUCUCAAAGAGAUAUCGCCUGAUGAUAUUCGGUGGGAAGGUGAGGAUCCUGGAGCAUCUCGAAGAGGAAAUCGACCAGGUCCUGGACGAGGAGUUAAGAAGUCAAUGCCACGUGGUGGCAGUGCUGCAGGUUUAGGAAGAGGUAGAGGGACUACAAAGAGUCAAUCAAAGAAGGACAUCCCUUCGUCCCAAAAUGGAAUUGGGAAAAAGUCUUUGGGAGAUAUUCAGAUUCUUCAUACCGAUACUCUCGUGAAGGAGGUGGAAAGAGUCAUUGGGUCGAGUCAUCCUGAUCCCGCAGAGAUCGAGAGAGCUAAGAAAGUUCUGAAGGAGCAUGAGCAAGCUCUGGUGGACGCGAUAUCAAAGCUCGAGGACGCGUCAGAUGGUGAAAGUGCAGAUGGAAGGCAAAUGGCAGUGUGAUCGAAAUGGGUGGAGAAGGUUAGGACUUGUUCGAGGUUUCCGCUUGGGGAUAGGGAGUAACUAAUGAUGAGCAGAGUCGGGAGAUGGUAGAAGAAUUGCGUCUGACAUGUGACUAUUCGUAGCCGAUGCCAUUUUUCCAGCUGAUGUUUGUGAUUUCUAUUGUUGGUAUUUUAGUGGGCCAGUGGGAUGUUUGAUUUGCUAGUCAGCUUUGUAGUAGCUUUUGCUUAGCACAGAUUUGCUGACAUCUUCCCCUUGUAUGUGAAUUCAUCUUGGCGUAUCUGUAUAUGAACAUGUUCUAGUAAGCAGUAAAUUAACUAUAGCA
Messenger RNA from Punica granatum (pomegranate), 2018 nucleotides. The record is from RefSeq and is a predicted model, not a curated record. Lineage: Eukaryota; Viridiplantae; Streptophyta; Magnoliopsida; Myrtales; Lythraceae.